AUGAAAAGACACAAGGAAAAAGAUAUUGAGGCCGGCGGAGAGGGUCUCGGGGAGCUCGCGACAAGACGGAAAUUUUGGAGUCCUCAAGAGGGAUACACAAAACGCGUUAAAGGAGAAGACAGUGGCAGCUCGCCGGACUCGACAGACACCCGGCUGUUCUCGAAAAACGGCAGCGACGUCUUCUCCGAGAGCCAUAAUUUCGAGGCUACUCUGGAGCCGGAACUGCUCAAGCUGAGUCACAAGUCUAGUGCUGUGUGGAACAAGUACAAUUUCGAGUACUCCAGGGUGGACUGCUCGAUGCCCACUAUGGACCAGCCAACAGUGGAGCGUGUCCAGCGGUUUGUCCGAGGAUUAUGUGAGACAGAGAAAGUCGUUCUGGAGAGUGUUAAUUCCUGCGGAAUGUUAGACACACCUUCCGUGCAGAGGUCACUGGAGAACUUCUUCUCUGGCUUUAAUCUUACCUAUCCCUUGGUUCACGUGCAGAGUUUCAGUACAGAAAGUAUUUACUUGUUGGCAAGCCUUGUUUUGGAAGGAUGCUGCAGAGAGUAUGAUGUGGUUAAUAAAGUGGUUGCGAUGCUCGAGAAACGGCUCUUCGAGCUCCCGGGGCUUCUGGGCGGCAAUCUUCAGCUGAUCCAAGCCUUGAUUGUGUGCCAAUUUGUGAAACUCUUUUUGGGCGACAAGAUGCAGCACGAGCAUGCUCUUGCCUUUGCUGGUGUGCUUACUCACAUCAUGCGUCAGACUGGAUACUUUGAGCAGACGCCUGAGCCAGGAAGCUGGCACGAAUGGGUCGUAAGUGAGAGUCGAACAAGGGCUACAUUCCUUGCUCUGCGACUAAACGUUGAGAAGAGCGUGCUCUUUGGUUGCGGAAGCACAAUGUCGGCUUACGAGCUCCGUUGUAACAUGCCCUGUUCGCUCCAACUGUGGAUGGCGUCCGCUUACGAAUGGCAAAAUGUGAGACGCCGCUCAAAACCGGUGAGUUUCCCUGCGGCGCUACAGGGGUGUUUGAAUUCCAAGUGUGAUCUUACACGUACCGAUGGUCAUCAGAAACAGAUUAUGCUGCAUGGAAUACUGAGUGUUCUAUUGGACCGCCAAAAACUGAGUCCUGGCUUUAGCGAUAACAGCUGGAAAUUGCAGAUUCUGACGGCCCUCGAGAACUGGAACGACGACUUUAGCCGGUGGCAGAGUUCCAUGAACGAGCCUGUCAGAAGCGAUCCAGUUUUCAUGCAGUACACAACUUCCGUCGGAGCACUGUACCGGCACGCACAUUUGCUACUUUCGGCUAACCUCGCAUCGCCUAAGAAACUGCUAUCAAUAGCAAACCAUACCUUUGCAGAUAUCAGAACAGCGGUAUGGCAUGCCUCACAGAUGAUCAUCGAGGGGUAUUUGAACUUGGAUUACUGGCAAGCCGACGGCAGCUUCCACUAUGAUUGGUGUCUUUACACGGCCGUUAUGGUGAUAUGGAAUCAUUUCAAAGGUUCAGGUUCGACAGAUAUGGCCAAGGUGCUUCUCAAUCUUUCGCGGAGGACGCCCCAGGACAUCAUGGCCCCACCUAUCGACGCCAGACCGAUUAUGGAGCACUUGCAAAACAAACUGGCACAAAGUCCUAGUCUUGUCCUGAAAAAUCUCGCGAAGAAUAUGGUCUAA
Ogataea haglerorum is the source of this 1644-nucleotide messenger RNA. RefSeq lists its product as uncharacterized. Gene Ontology annotation, biological process: DNA-templated transcription; regulation of transcription by RNA polymerase II. The transcript has a single exon. Gene Ontology annotation, molecular function: RNA polymerase II cis-regulatory region sequence-specific DNA binding; zinc ion binding; DNA-binding transcription factor activity, RNA polymerase II-specific. The coding region runs from base 1 to 1644 and encodes 547 amino acids. The record is from RefSeq and is a predicted model, not a curated record. Lineage: Eukaryota; Fungi; Ascomycota; Pichiomycetes; Pichiales; Pichiaceae. Gene Ontology annotation, cellular component: chromatin.